This is a messenger RNA of Dovyalis caffra, 192 nucleotides long. The record is from the annotation of a GenBank genome assembly. NCBI's taxonomy places the organism in Eukaryota, Viridiplantae, Streptophyta, Magnoliopsida, Malpighiales, Salicaceae.
AUGCAAUGGGGCCGUGCAAAGGAAAGAGUGAUGUCAAGUCGUGAUAAUUGGCAGCGAUGUGGGGAUGAUUCAUAUGAUCUUCAUCAGAUUCAUGCCGCCUCUUCAUUUAGUUGUAAAUCUAAGACAAAGAAAGGCAAUACAGAGGAAGCAUUGUGGAAGAUGCUUUACAGAAAAAGCCAAAGGGAAGCUUAA